GAACUGAGAGCAGUUUCGAAUUCAGUUUCCUUCUCCCAGAUCCCACCCUUUGGGUUUUUACUUACUGCUCCGUGAAUGCAUGCUGUUUUCCUUUCAGGAUCUGUUUGCGGCUUGUGUAUUCCUGUGGUGCACCUCCCAGAUCCGCAGAACGUGACUCCCUUGAGCAAUGGGCAAGCCCAGGAAUACCUCUGGCAAUGUACCCUCUCCUCAACCUGCUGCCACGGCGCCAAAAGCAGCCCCGGCAGCCCCACGAUCUUCUGCCUCAUCCAGAACGGUACCUGCCAGCAGCAGAACUCAGAGUGCUCCUGCUGCGAAGGGUCAUGGUGGCCGACAGGGGGCGGCUGAAAAGCCAGCCAGUGCCACAAGUCCGAGAGGAACAGGGCAAAGUUACCAGGCAAGGUCCACAUCAUCCGGCAGCGAGCAAGGAGGCACAAAGAGCGGCCGUGGAGCAAGAGCAAAGACCCCCACAGUAGGAGCAAGAGGAGGAGGAAAGUCUCCUGCUGCAGCUACUGAAGCCUCUGUAGGUCCUGCUGCUUGCAGCCCAGUGCCGACACAGGCGGCUAGCAAAACUCAGGGCAAAGCCCAAGGUAAAGCGAGCCACUUCCCUUCCCCUCUCUCUGCUGAAAAGGUUGCUGAAAUAGAGAAAGGAACCCGGGGCCAGCGCACUAACCCUGAAUGGUACAAGCAGCGUGCAAACCGCAUCACAGCCUCCAUAGCUCCCCAGAUAGCCAACAGCAAGUUUGUGAAUGGCAAGAGCUCUGAGAUUCCUCAGUCGUACCUGAGGCGUGUGGUGGAAUCUUCUUCCGGCGUGCAGACCCCGGCCAUGUCUUGGGGCGUCCGCAACGAGAAGAAAGCGGUGCAGGCGUACGAGGCCCUCAAGUCCAGCAAGAUUAACAAAGCGGUGAAGGUGGAUGAUUGCGGCCUCUUCAUUGACCAAAGGAAACCUUGGCUGGCUGCCAGCCCCGACGGGAUUAUCAAAGACGCAGAUACCGGGAAAGAGCUGGGGGUUCUGGAGGUCAAGUGUCCCUACAAACACAGAGAUAGGACGGUGACAGAAGCUUGCAAGGACAAAAGCUUCUGUCUGGAGAAGGUGGGCGACUCCUACUCUCUGAAGAAGAACCACCAAUAUUACACGCAGUUGCAAGUCCAGAUGGGCGUCACUGGCCUUCCAAAGGCAGAAUUGGUGGUCCACACCAACAAAGAAACGGCGAUUGCCCCUGUAGAUUUCGACCCUGUUUUCUGGGAGACAACUACAUCAAAAUUGGAGAAGUUCUAUGUGGAGGCCGUAGUCCCUUGCCAGGAGGAGAAGAAAAGUGCUGCCGCCUGGGCUAAGGAAGAAUGAAGGUGCUGAGAAGUCUGGCACCCUACCCUCCAUGAAAUAUGUGCCUUGUAACUGAUGCUCCUUUCAGGUUUCAUGCCCAGUGCAAAGUGGUUAAGUUCCCUUCUGUGCCUUUAAUGCAUCCUUUAUAGUUAUAGUUACACAGCACAUCCUGCCACUCACCAACUCACCCUCCACCCCUGGUUGCACACCCUGUUUUCCUCAGACGAUCACACUCCACUUGCAUAUAGCCCAUCAGCUCUGCAGGACAACAGCAGAUCUUCUGUGGUCAUGUGCAUUCCUUUCUGCAAGCUGCAUUAAGUAUGCCGCGUACAGCAAGCCUGUAUGCUUGCCAUUUCUCCUAUUGUGAAAGGUGGUGGCAGGCGUGCUAUCUCACCUGCCUGUGCUCUCUUGGUUGGGCCAAACAACAGGAUAAAAUGGCAGCAGGUGAUGUGGAAGGAGGAACACACAAAUUUGCUUCUCAUCAGCUCUUUCCAUGCAAGUGGCAAUUGCACCGCUGCCUUAAUGAUUCCAUGCUCCCAUAUAACUUGGACAUGGAUGUUCUGUGAAAUUAUUUUUGCUGCCUUCCAACCACCAGAAAAACAUGGAAUACAGUUUUUGAGACCAGAGCAUUGUGGCUUGGGGUUUGGGGUAUUUUGGUUUUUGAUUUCCUGCUCCUUUUUACAAUACAGAGCCACAUCUCUUACGGGACAUUCACAGUACUUCUUGGAACAUGUGCUUUGCUUUUUCUAAAAACCAGCCUGUGUGGUGUUGAAAUUCACAGUUAUAAGCUGAGUGGUGUUGGGGAGAAGGGCACCUGGAUAUUUGAAGAGCCAGAGGACUUGGAAUACAGGAGAUGGAGCAGAAAUCUAGCUCAUGCACCAAUUAAUUUGGGAAUAAUUGUAUGGAACCUGUUUCUGAACAAAUGUGAAUAUCAGACCUUCAAAAGUAAAUCUAAUGCUCACCAAUGGUGAAGAUGGGGGUACCCAUUUUUCUCAUGUAAUGUAAAAAUAUUAUUUUGGGUGGGUGUGUUGCCAUGUUGACUGAGAGCACAUCCAGGCCUUCUCCACUAGAGAACCAGCAGCAAAGACUAAAUGUUCAUUGUGUAAUGCUUCGUUUAUAAAAUCUCAGUUUGUGAAUUGCAACUUUGUUCAGAACAAAAACCAGUUUAGUUGUUCAGCAUCAGUAAUAGGGCAUAGUGUAUGUCUCCUAAAUUGUAGACAUUUUUGCUUUUGUAUAAUCACAGCUUCUGCUGUGCAAAAUGUAACACAUGUCCAAAUAAAUGCAUUUGCUUUGGA
Molecule: messenger RNA, 2616 nt
Organism: Podarcis muralis (Common wall lizard)
Lineage: Eukaryota; Metazoa; Chordata; Lepidosauria; Squamata; Lacertidae
Source: RefSeq, a predicted model, not a curated record